Nerophis lumbriciformis (worm pipefish) is the source of this 3386-nucleotide messenger RNA. It is a transcript of the gene znf526, whose product is annotated as zinc finger protein 526. The record is from RefSeq and is a predicted model, not a curated record. Lineage: Eukaryota; Metazoa; Chordata; Actinopteri; Syngnathiformes; Syngnathidae.
CUACCGCAUUGGGCGGGGCUUGGUGUUUAGAAAAUGAAGGGAAAACGGCGGGUUAGGUUAUAACACGCCUUGAAUCAGCGUUUCCAGCGAAUAUCCUUCAAUUAUGUACCACUCCCGUUCCGGAGACCACGACGGAGGACAUGUGGACGUGUGAAUGACGCGCCGUGAUGUCUGUAACAGUCACCGUCUGACCACAGUAUAUGAUAGGGAUUGCCCAUUAAUCCAAAAGGAGACACAGUGAGUGACAUGAUGGAGGCUGAAGGCAUCUAUGUGGAGGCUGGCCAGCCUGAAGAGGUCUACACGGAGCACCAGUACAUGUGCAGCGAGUGCCACCUGCUCUUCAACACCCUGGAGGACGUGCUGAUCCAUCAGCAGAUUCACACCGGCCAAGAAGGUGAGUUAGAGGCCGGCGAGACCAUCCUGUGUGAGACGGACCUGCAAGGCCAGCAAUACCAGUGUCUGGAAUGUGGAAACAUCCUGGUCAACUCCGAGGAGCUGCUUCUGCACCAGGAGAUGCAUAUGAAGGAGACGGCUCAGCCAGAGUACAGUGAGGCCCUGGUGCCUGAAGAUUCUGGUACGCAGUCUCCCAAAGCAGUCCAGUACCAGUGUCUGGACUGCUUGGCCCUGUUUGACUCACCUGAUUCUUGGCUGGAGCACCGCAGAAGCCACAGCACGAGCGCCACACACAGCCACAUGGAGACCAUGGAGUACGUGCUCCAACCAGACGGCACCGUGACUCCCGUCAACAACGUGCCAAACUUUGUGCUGAGUGAGCAACAGGCUGGGGAGAUCUUGGCACAGGUGUUCGCACAGCAGCAGAAAAAGAAGACCGACCACUCUCAGGUUUCCAAAUCUGGCUCACGCGCUUCCCUGCUGCCCCCUGUGACGUCCAACCCGGGCUUGGCCACCAUGCACCUUCAGAUUCUAACCGCUCAAGCUCUGGCUGACGGUUCCAGCCUGCUUGGUCAGGGAAAGAAGGGCACCCGGAGAGUGGAGCUGAGGUUGGCACCGAGCGCCCGCAGCGACACCCAUCGGCAGGCGGCUGAGGUGGUGGUCAUCCACCCCUAUGAAUGCUCCGAAUGCUCCCUCCUCUUCCAAAGCCCGGAGGAUUUACUCCAACACCAGGGGGAACACUUCCUGGGGCAGGACAAAGAAAGCGCAGAGGCGGGACAAAUAGGUGGAAUUGAGAAAGCACACAAUACGGACAACUUGACAAUGCGACAACCAAACCAGUUUAGAAUAGCGGAGAAGAAAGGUGUGGCAUGGGCCAAGCCUCAGCAAUGUACGCUGUGCGACCGCACCUUCAACUCCGCCAACCGCCUCAGUGCCCACCAGCGCGUGCACGAGAUGGGCACGCACGAAUGCAGCGAGUGCGGAAAGGUCUUUAAGAAGGAAACGUCGCUGCAGACUCACAUGCGUUCUCACUCGGGCGUGGCCAGGUACCUGUGUGUGGACUGCGGCCAAUGCUUUACCACGGAGAUGACCCUCAUCGUGCACAGGAAGUUGCACACCUCAGAUCCCUUUCACAAAUGUCAGUUCUGCAACAAAACCUUCGCCAACAUGACCAAGUACCUCUACCACCGGCAAACACACCUCAGCCUUGACGCCUCUGGUGCAAAGAGCUCCAUUGCUACCACCAGUGUGGAUGCCGCGCCACGCCGAGCAUCUCAAUCCACCCUCGCCAUCCUGCAGAGAGUGAGGGAGAAAAACGUUCGCCUGAUGCCCCCGCUCACAGAGGAGGAGAUGGAGAAUAUGGAGCAGGAUCCUUCAGGGAGAAGUGAGGUGGCCAAGCAGGAAGAGAAGAUGAUUGAGGUUGCGGCAGCAGCGGAAGUCUCAGCUGCCAAAGCUCCUGAGGAUGUCGCAUCCGGCUCUUCGGGAAGUGAUCCCUCCGUGUUGUUGGACAAAAAAACAUUCACUUGCCAUUCCUGCUCAAAAACAUUCCCCUCACAGAUGCAGUUCGUCUACCACCGGCGCAAGGCGCACGCCGCCGAACGCAGCUUCGUGUGCGGCGUAUGCGGUAAAUCAUUCAAGAAGCAGAUCCACAUGCGCAACCACAGCCGCACGCACACGGGCGAGCGGCCGUUCCAGUGCGCCGACUGUGGCAAGACCUUCUCGUCCCUCGCCAACCUCAGGCGACACAACCUCAUCCACACGGGCGUGAAGCCUUACCACUGCAACUUGUGUAAUCGCUCCUUCUCGCAGUCGUCCAACCUGCGUCAGCACAGCCGGCUGCACCUGGGGGUGGCUGGACUGAACUGCCCCGAUUGCCCCGCCACCUUUAGCAACGCCAACAGGCUGGCGGUGCAUCGCUACACGCAUCACCCGGGAUCUCCUGCCCCCUUCCCGUGCCCUCACUGCGCUGCCGGCUUCGUCACUGGGAGGCGACGGGACGAACACUGUUUGGAGCAGCACCCCCUGCUGCCCCCGGUCGGAGACGCCACAGCAGUAAAUGAGACGGGAUUAGAAGAUUGUGGCGUUGUCACACAAGGAGGUCUGGACUGUAACAUCUGCGGUAAAAAGCUGAACUCUGCCGCCAACCUGCGACUUCAUAAACUGAGCCACCUGGGUCCCGGGCGGCUACGCGGCGCCUCGACGAAGCGGCCUAAAUCUCACCAGUGUCUCAUCUGCGGCAAAUUCUUUGUUUCCACCUCCGGUGUGGCGCUGCACCAAAGGGUCCACACGGGCGAGCGCCCCUUCCCCUGCCAGGUGUGCGGCAAGCGCUUCCGGCAGAACACGCACCUGCGCGAGCACCUGCGCACGCACUCCGGGGAGCGGCCGUUCCGCUGCGAGGUGUGCGGGAAGGGCUUCAUCCAGAGCAUGCACCUGGCCGAGCAUCGCCGGACGCACACGGGCGAGCGGCCGCACAAGUGCCCCUACUGCACCAAGGCCUUCAAGACCUUCUCCAACCUGAGGAACCACAAGAAGACGCACAACAGGCAGCAGAGGCUGGACAAGGAGGUCUCCGCCCAAGUUGCAGCGGCGGCUUCAAGCUCGACCGUGACCGUGGUGGAAGGUUCUGCAGUGGAACUUGCCAAGGGGCAGCCUCACCUCAUCCAGAUUCAAUCAUCUGAUGGUGAAAAGGCCAGCCCAACCAUCAUGUGCAACGAGUUUGGGGAGACCAUUGCCAUCAUUGAGAGCAGCGAGGGCGGGGUGGUGCCUUUCGAGCAGGCGCUGGAGAUCUUUCACACAGCGCUAGAGAACGGCCUCACCAUGGAGACCGUUUCCGUUGAAGGAAUGCACCUGCUCUGAGGACAAAUAGCCAUCAAACAAACGGAAUAAAUGCUGAUCAAUGAUUGAUAAGUAGCAGGUGUUGAAUCUGCAAAGUUGUGAGACAGCAGAGUAUUUUGAAAUGUACAAAAAGUGCUUUAAAAGCUUUUGGCUUGUGU